This is a messenger RNA of Trypanosoma cruzi, 915 nucleotides long. RefSeq lists its product as uncharacterized. The coding region runs from base 1 to 915 and encodes 304 amino acids. The record is from RefSeq and is a predicted model, not a curated record. Lineage: Eukaryota; Euglenozoa; Kinetoplastea; Trypanosomatida; Trypanosomatidae. Gene Ontology annotation, molecular function: Hsp70 protein binding; Hsp90 protein binding. The transcript has a single exon.
AUGAGCUACGAGAUUCAACCCAUAGUGAAGGGUACAAAACGCGACCCGGCGUUAAAACGUUAUAACAAGGCGGCAGGAAAAAGUCCGUUUGGCGCUUUCCCUCCCGGCUACGCCCCAAAGAAAACUCGUGCCGAUGUCGUGAAAUCACGCGAUGAGGAGGAGCCAGUUUCAUUGCGUGGGGUUAAGUUUGCCUAUCCCGGCACGCGACACGGCUUUGGCGGAGCGACAAGUUCUCUGUACAAGGGUCGUCCCAACAAUACCAACUCCGAUGCCUUUUCGACCAAUGGUGCGGGUGACAGUAAGCCACCAAAGGCUGGUGCAUUUAAGCGUCGUAUGAUCCCCCCUACUGAAUUUCGUCGGUACUAUGAUCGCGGUGACCUGCCGUUAGCCGUAUCACAUGGGAGCCGGCCCAGCAUUGACUGGAAGGUAGAGGUGGAGCGACUGGAUUACCAUCAUUACCUCCCCAUCUUUUUUGAUGGCAUACGCGAAACAGAGGAACCGUACAUGUUUCUUGCCCGUCAGGGCUGCUUGGAUCUUCUUAAGCGUGGAGGUGCGAAGAUUCUUCCAACCAUUCCGCAGCUUAUUAUUCCCAUCAAGACGGCACUAAACACUCGUCAUCCAGAGAUUAUCUGCGCUACCCUUCGUAUCCUUCAACAGUUGUUGGUCAGUGGCGACCUCAUUGGCGAAGCGCUCGUUCCAUACUACCGGCAGAUUCUCCCAAUGCUAAAUCUCUUUAAAAGUCGCCACAAGAACCGUGUCCGCGGAGAUACGAUUGAUUUUGGUCAGAGGAAACGCGACGAUGUAGGUGACUUGGUGGAGGAGACACUUCAACUGCUGGAGCUGCAUGGCGGCGAUGAUGCGUACAUCAAUAUAAAGUACAUGGUGCCGACUUACGAAAGCUGUGUGUUCAGCUAG